GUUAUGGCUUAAACUAGAGAGUUAAGUAGCUAGUUAAAAUAGUUGGCUGGAUCGAAGCUCUGGGCACCGGAUCUACAACUAUUUCAGAAGAGAUGAACUAGAUGCACGACAACCUGUUAAUUCAAUAUCUCUCAUACCCCACGAAUGGGCAUACUACUACUGCUACUACUACUCCUCAGAGGAAGAGAUGAACUUCUAGAUGCGCAACAAUUAAAACUACCUCUUGCUAUGGUGCUUUUGUUCCACGAAGAAAUCACUAUCAUUCCGCAAGGAUCGAUGUGCUAAAGGUGGAGCACUGCUCAACAAGCGAUAACCGAGCUCAACAUAUUAUAUAUAACUCAAGAUUUAAUACGAAGAUCUACUUGUACUUAUGUACUAUUCUCUUUGCUCCUUGUUGUUCAAAGCUUUUAUUAUGACGAUGACCUCUUCUACAAUAAGGGGUUAAUAAGACUCUUGAAAGAGAGCUCAAUAAGCAUAGGCGUUGUGGUUCGUGGCACUCUUCCCAUAUAGGUUCGCCAGUGGCUAUUUCGAUAUAAACUAACGCAGGCAAUGGAUCUAAUUCGUUGAAACUUGUUUCGUUGAUACAACUAGAUUUGUCUAAAAACUGCCGUGUCUCUAGCAACCAGGCAGUUACUUGUAGCUGAUGGCGUAAAGAAACCAGGUAGAGAUGAUGAAUGCAGCUAGAAGAUUCUUGUAACCUGGCAGUUAGGUCGGUGCCCUGCCGAGGCAACCUGAACCUGAUUGAUUGACUGAAUGUUACCUGUAGCUGCUAUGAUGUGGUUGGAAUGAAUGAAUGAGUCAUCAGCUUUAAAUUACAGCAGAACAACAAUGAGGGUCGGGGUUCAAUUCUUGUGAAGAACCAAAGAGCACUUCCAGAUGCGGAGUAAGCCUGAAUUUGUCAUCUCGUAUAUAGGCUUGAAAACUUUUACUUGUUUUUACAGACUGACAGCAGCUAUGUGAUGUUACGACGUGUGAGAACUUCUUCUUUUAUUCAGUAUUCGUUCGUACUUUUCACGUCGGCGUGUGAGCACUUCUUCUUUCAUUCCGAUAGAUUCUGGACUGGACUUCAUAGGAGUGUUACCAGACUAAGAGAACGAGUUACUUAUGCUAUGGUUCCACAAGAUUGACUAUGGUUCCACAUGAUUGACAAGAAGAUUGACAAAGGCCAAGAUUGACUCCACAACAGACGCUGGUACUUGUUGGGUCUGCAUUUUAUAUUCAUACAUAGUACAUAGAAGAUAGAUGUGAAGUAGGAGCAAGCAGAACUGGUGAUGGGCGUUGCCUAACUGCUUAUAUUUAUGACAGUUACUUAGAAGACUUGCUGUCUCGGAUCAUGUCUAGUACCAUUAAGAAUGAGACACUAGCUGAUUGCAUAAGAUCUGGUUGACAUAUUGAGGGAGCACGAAAACACAUGCAACAAAGAAGAGAUGCAGGACAGUCUUGCAACUAAUUAGAGACGCUACAUUCCGCGAGUGGGUACAUCAAUUAAUCCAUUCAAAACAUUUUGAUCUAGCACAAGGUCAAAAGAUACCUCCAGACCAGGUAAAUGAAUGAAUGAAUGACUAUCGCUCGGAUCAGAGGUAUCAAGAACAAGAAGAACAACUACUAGUCCUGGUCCAUGCCACUGCUUUUUACGUGUAUUCAAAAUUAAUACUGAUAAUGUGAUGCAGGUUUGCUUUCGCUUUAUUUUCAGUCACUCGCGGAUUAUGUCUAUGACGAACACCGAUGAAUAAAUCAUGAAGGGAGACUAUUUUUUAGUACUCAACAUCAAUCUCGAGGAUUUAUUUGAUUUCGUCCUUAAAAAUACAACUAAAGAAGGCGAUGAUAUUUUAAUUUCUAUGUUGUGGUAUUUAUAUAAAUAUAAAAAUCUUCACUCUGCUUCUGUUGAAUUUUACUAGAACAAGUAGAUUUUCAUGCCGUGAAGCUUGUGGACAACUGAGGAAGAUUUUUUCAUUCAUUUUUUUCUUAGAAUCGUGGCCAUGACGUUGUCUCCUGGUCGUUUCGAAAUUUAAAGCAGGUAUCAAAUAGUCUUUACAUCAGCUAUGGUGGGCAUGAGAUGUUGGCGUGACAAUCAAGAUGAUGAACCGCUUCUAAUAUAUAAUCAUUUUGAUUUUGUUCAAACAAGGCGACAACAAAGAAGAAGAGGGAAAGCUAUCAGAUGAGGAAAUCUAGUCCACGCAUAUGUUGAGUUUGCUACUACGAAGAUUGACUCGGGUGUCGGAGAAAAGAGCGAGCAACACGGAG
Molecule: messenger RNA, 2244 nt
Organism: Amoebophrya sp. A25
Lineage: Eukaryota; Dinophyceae; Syndiniales; Amoebophryaceae
Source: the annotation of a GenBank genome assembly